UUUGAAUUUUUUAGUACUGGUACAACGCAUAUAAAGUACUUCUCUUUAAACACUUAAUGUAAGAUACAAACAAAUAUAAUUGGUUCCUUAACGUCAUGUUUUGAUAGAAUAGUGUACAUACGGGAUAAUUAUUUGUUCUAAAAAAUUAAGGAUUGGGGUGUUUUAUGUUGUUUUGAAAUUGAAUUGACGGAGGAAAAUCGUUCAUGCUAGCUUUAAGAACGUUUGAUAACAAAUAGGACAUCUUUACUUCUUUUCCAUAGUAACACAUGAUCAUGCAGCUGUUUGGAAUAGUAAAAGUUCUUCUUUUCAGUGUACAUGUAAUUCAUUUGACGAGUUCAACAAAGGAAUUUGAUCGUUUAAAGUCAAUGGUCAAACAUUUAGAAAAUAGACUUAAUACCGAAGGUGAGUUCAGAGACGAAGAUAUUGCUGAAAUUACAAUUCGACUGGAUGGCAUCGAUAAAGUGUUAAAUGCGACCGUCGGGAAAAGACAGCCCGUUCCAUCAGUGGCGGCGACAAAAGCUGGUGAGAUUGAUUUUAAAACAGUGGAAACAUUGGAAGAGGAUCUCACGAGACUCAGGACUGCGUUCGCCGAGGAAAAGUCUGAGGCUUUAAGGUUCCGACGGGAAAUUCCAAAGAUUGAAAAGAAUUUGAUAUCUCUUAACGAAGAUGUUGAAAAUUAUUGCAAAGUCGCUGUUAAUAAUACUGAUCAACUAUUAACAAACUUUGAGACGGUCAAACAUGUGUCUGAAGAAAAUUUAAUAACGUUUGGAAAUGACCGUAAAAUGUUACAAAGUAUGUCUGAACAGAUUCAGCUAAACACCAAACAAAUUAAAAACAUUGAAACUCUAAUAAAUGAUUUAUAUUCUAAAAUGGAAUACUUAUUCUAUCCUACCUCCUGUCGUUCGUUAACAGCUAUGGGCAAUGCAGGUAAUGGAGUAAAACAAUUACGACAAGGUUUUGAAGUUUACUGUGACCAACUUACAGACGGCGGGGGCUGGAUAGUAUUUCAAAGAAGACUGAAUGGUAAAACAGAUUUUUAUCGUACCUGGGCUGAAUAUAAAAACGGCUUUGGUGAUCUAAAUGGUGAGUUCUGGCUUGGCAAUGAACAUUUGAGUUUACUGACAUCAGAUGGAGAACACGAACUUCGAAUAGAGAUUGAAGAUUUUGAGGGAAACAGUGCAUAUGCUAAGUACAGUAAGUUCAAGAUAUAUCCGGAAGAAGACAAUUACAAACUGGAGGUGAGCGGAUACAGUGGAACUGCUGGAGAUUCUCUAGAAUAUCAUAAUGGAAUGAUUUUCUCAACGUAUGAUAGAGACCAGGAUAAAUGGUCGUCAAAUUGCGCGAAAUCUUUCCAUGGUGCGUGGUGGUAUAGGAAUUGCCAUCAUUCAAAUCUCAAUGGACGGUAUUAUAACCAGCCUGGCAAAUCAGAUAGUACUGGAAUUAACUGGUAUCAUUGGAAGAAUAAUCGAUACAGUUUGAAAAAAGUCGAAAUGAAAUUCCGUUAACUUGUUAAACUAGGAUAUUGAUUAUCAUCGUUAUAAAACUGAUAAAAUAAUAAUUGUUGUUUUGCGUUAUGUAAACUUUACAGAAACUUGGACGACGAUAGCUGAUGAAGGAAUAGACACUGAACUAUCCCAGACGAAUCACUAUCAGGUUGAUUUAUUCCUUAGUUCCGUUGAUGCGAAUGUUACCCGACAUAAGAUAGUGCCCUGUACUAUGAUUAAUAUUAUAUGUUAUUUUUAUUUUCAUUCAAAAUGAUAAUAAGGAAGACAAACUGUGACUUUUGAAUAAAUAUUCUUAUAAAAUGUC
Messenger RNA from Ruditapes philippinarum (Manila clam), 1809 nucleotides. RefSeq names its product techylectin-5B-like. NCBI's taxonomy places the organism in Eukaryota, Metazoa, Mollusca, Bivalvia, Venerida, Veneridae. The transcript has a single exon. Bases 267 to 1505 code for a protein of 412 amino acids. The record is from RefSeq and is a predicted model, not a curated record.